AUGUAGUGAUGCCUAUUAUGUCUCUAAUGUCCCCUUACCCUUUCCCUCCCCUUUUCUUAUUUUUGUAUCCCAAUACCCGUAUUUCACCAAAAACAACGCUGAUCCGGCUGAGGAAACCACAUCUAGUGGUGAAACGCAUACCAAACCUGCAAGGCAGGAAAAGGAGUUCAGGAUUUCAGGAAACAAGUACAAUGAGGAAUCAGACAGUACUCAAAAGUUCAAAAAUUUAAAGGAUCACUCCAAGUUCCUAGUACACUUUGGUGGUCAUGGUGCUGGAUGUGUCCAGGCAAACCUCCCCUCAAU
Pelobates cultripes (western spadefoot toad) is the source of this 303-nucleotide messenger RNA. NCBI's taxonomy places the organism in Eukaryota, Metazoa, Chordata, Amphibia, Anura, Pelobatidae. The record is from the annotation of a GenBank genome assembly.